Molecule: messenger RNA, 6344 nt
Organism: Oncorhynchus nerka (sockeye salmon)
Lineage: Eukaryota; Metazoa; Chordata; Actinopteri; Salmoniformes; Salmonidae
Product: DNA-binding protein RFX5-like
Exons: 11
Coding region: 75-2060 (661 amino acids)
Biological process (GO): regulation of transcription by RNA polymerase II
Molecular function (GO): DNA-binding transcription factor activity, RNA polymerase II-specific; RNA polymerase II cis-regulatory region sequence-specific DNA binding
Source: RefSeq, a predicted model, not a curated record
CUGAAAGGGGAUUUUUGCUGUAUCUUUGGCUCAGAGGCCUCAGGGUGUGUUUGCCACCGCUGUGUGAGCAAACAAUGACGGAGGACAGGCUGAAGGCGGACCCCUCCAAGCGGGAGGGGCUGGACUCAGUAGAGGGAGACACAGAGCCCAGCCUGCUGCUGCAGAAACUAAAGAGCAACAUCUCUAAGAAUGUACAGGGCAAAGUGGACGUUAUCCUGCAAGAUGUGCAGCGCUUCUCUGACAACGACAAACUCUACCUUUACCUCCAGCUGCCUUCUGGCCCCAGUUCAGGGGAGAAAAGUCUGGCAAUGGCCCCGCUGGCACAACUUAGGCGGUGGUGUAUUUCUGCAUCGAUGUCAGCUUUGGAGGAGAGAACACUGCCAAGCAGCAGCAGUGACCCCAGCUCCUUCAACACAGCUGACCAGCUGCACACCUGCAACUGGAUCCGCAGCCACCUGGAGGAGCACGCAGACACCUGCCUGCCCAAGCAAGACGUCUACGAGACAUACAAGAGAUACUGUGAAAACCUGCUGCACCGGCCUCUGAGUGCUGCCAACUUUGGGAAGAUCAUCCGUGACAUCUUCCCCAACAUCAAAGCCCGGAGGCUUGGUGGCAGGGGACAGUCCAAGUAUUGUUAUAGUGGAAUCCGCAGGAAGACGGUGCUAAACAUGCCACUGUUGCCAAACCUGGACCUGAAAAACGACCCAUCGGAGCUGACGGAGCUGGUGCAGACCUACAAGCAAGAGGUGACGGAGGCGGCUUGUGAGCUCAUCUGUGAUUGGGCCCAGAAGAUCCUCAAGCGUUCCUUUGACACAGUGGUCGAGAUCGCCCGUUUUCUUGUGCAGGAGCACAUCGUCAAUCCGCGCUGCAGCCAGGCUGAACUUGUCACUUCUGCCGCUAUGGCAGGAGGUCCUGCAAAGCCCCACAAGGUGAUCAAGAAGAACCCAGUACCAUCCAAAGGAGGUGGGCCAGAGACGGAAGGGAGCGGCUCUGAAGCUAAAGUAAGGGAUAAAGACGUUGGGGAUCAGUCGUUGCCAGGGAAACUGCAGUCCAGUGACAAGGUUAUGAAAGGGGCGGAGUCGGUACGCCCGGGGGGUCGCGAAUUGCAGGUGGAGGCUCUGAUGAAACACUUGCCCCGAAUCCUGCCUCGCAGCUCUGUCCCGGAAAAGUCCCAGCUUUCGGUGCGCUCCUCGCCUCCCUCGCUGGCGCCCAAAGACGCAGGCGGCAUGAAAGUCAUCACGAUGACUGCCCUGCCCCAGCAGCAAGGGGGCGCUCUCCCCGUCAUGAUCCUCCCCCAGAGCGUCAGCCUCUCCUACCCCGACAGGGAAAAAGCCCCGUCAAUCACUAUGGCGCCCGUGGCACCAACGUCGGUGGUGCAGAGGGCUCGCGCAGUGGGCAAACGGGCCCCCGAGGCAGCAAGUGGGAGCCCCGGGCCGGGAGGCACGCCGGCCAAACGGAAAAGAGGACGACCCAGGAAGCCACGGCCAGAGGACACCACCCCCCCGCAGCCGCCCCCUCCACCCUUACCCUCGGUCAACCAAGCCCCUAUUAUGAAUUCCCUCACCGGAGGGGUGAUCCAGAAAGCCUGCUCUUCCUCCUCCUCCCAGGUGGUGGAGGUCGUAUUCCAGGACCAGCAGGCCGUGGUACUAGGUCAGCUGCAUUCGGUAGCGGACACAGGUGACCCAGAGCACCGGGGCGUGGUGCUCGAGACUGACCCACGGCCCGUGCUGCUGCUGUCAGGGGCCAGUCACACAAACUGGGACAUGGGCAGGGCCAUGGUAGAGGUCAUCCAGAGGGCCCCGAGACCACCCACCAUCAUCACCAAGAACAACAACAACUCCCAGUCUACCCCCCAGCACCGCCUGCCCCUGCCCACUGUGGUGGAGGAUCGAGGGGAGGUGGAGAUCACCCUCACCCCCGUGGAGCCUUCGGACGAUCUGCCGACCCCCACUGGCCAGGCUAGCUCGACCCCCACUGCCCAGGCUAGCUCGGAGGGUGGCCCCACACCCGAUGACAGCUCUAAAGAACCUAGCCCUGGCCUUCCUUGUCCCAGAGACUAAGGAGCACUAAGGGACUUUAUACUACCCUUAGGGGGAGGAUAACCACCCCCAAUCAUCUUCUCCCAGGUAGCGUCUUCUCCCCGAUUGGUGGAAAUCCAAGAUUGGUAGCGCAGAGAGCCAAGAAGGAUUGAUGAAGCCUAAACACUAUUAAUCCCUGUUGACCUUCCGUUUAUAACUCUUUGCUGUGACUCUAACUGCAUGUUUGUCUUUGUAAUUGUGAGCAGAGAGAGCGAUAAAGGCGGUUCCAUAGUUCUUAUGACGAGGGGGGGGGUAUUUACGGGUUCGGACCUUUUAAGGUAUUAAGUGCUACUCUCCCUGAGAGGAACUCCCCUCAGUGUUUAUUUUCUUUUAAUAAUAUACAGUUGAAAUCGGAAGUUUACAUACACCUUAGCCAAAUACAUUUAAACUCAGUUUUUCAUAAUUCCUGGCAUGUAAUCCUAGUAAAACUUCCCUGUCUUUGGUCAAUUAGUAUCACCACUUUAUUUUAAGAAUGUGAAAUGUCAGAAUAACAUUUGAUUUAUUUCAGCUUUUAUUUCACAUUCCCAGUGAGUCAGAAGUUUACAUGCACUCAAUUAGUAUUUGGUAGCAUUGCCUUUAAACUGUUUAACUUGGUUCAAACGUUUCGGGUAGCCUUCCCACAAUAAGUUGGGUGAAUUUUGGCCCAUUCCUCUUGACAGAGCUGGUGUAACUGAGUCAGGUUUUUAGGCCUCCUUGUUCGCACACGCUUUUUCAGUUCUGCCCACAAAUUUUCUAUAGGAUUGAGGUCAGGGCUUUGUGAUGGCCACUCCAAUACCUUGACUUUGUUGUCCUUAAGCCAUUUUGUGCCACCCCUGUGCUUCACAGUUGGGAUGGUGUUCUUCGGCUUGCAAGCUUCCCCCUUUUUCCUCCAAACAUAACGAUGACUCAUUAUAGCCAAACAGUUCUAUUUUUCUUUCAUCAGACCAGAGGACAUUUCUCCAAAAACCGUUGUCUGGCUUUUUAAUGGCGGCUUUGGAGCAGUGGCUUCUUCCUUGCUGAGUGGCCUUUCAGGUUAUGUCGAUAUAGGACUUGUUUUACUGUGGAUAUAGAUACUUUUGCACUUGUUUCCUCCAGCAUCUUCACAAAGUUGUUUGCUGCUGUUCUGGGAUUGAUUUGCACUUUUCGCACCAAAGUGCGUUCAUCUCUAGAAGACAGAACGUGUCUACUUCCUGAGAGGUGUGACGGCUGCGUGGUCCCAUGGUGUUUAUACUUGCAUACUAUUGUUUGUACAGAUGAACGUGGUACCUUCAGGCGUUUGGAAAUUGCUCCCAAGGAUGAACCAGACUUGUGUAGGUCUACAAUUUUUUUUCUGAGGUCUUGGCUGAUUUACAAGUGAAAUAAUCUGUCCGUAAACAAUUGUUGGAAACAUUACUUGUGUCAUGCACAAAGUAGAUGUCCUAACCGACUUGCCGUAACUAUAGUUUGUUAACAAGAAAUUUGUGGAGUGGUUGAAAAACGAGUUUUAAUGACUCCAACCUAAGUGUAUGUAAACUUCCGACUGUAUAUCUUUGGUUGUGUUAUGUUAAUGUUUGUAGUUGUGCUUUCAAAUAGACUUCCAGAGUAAAGGAGAAUGCAUGACUCGUUGCUGGUGGAGCUGCAUUUAAAUGAUGCCACAGUGUUGUAAAAAAUUGUGUGACAAGAUUGUGAGUUUGCCCCCUCCCCCUUCUCCAAAUCCAUUAAAUUGGAGUGUGACAAGGCGAGCACUUACCAGGUCGUCAUGCCAAUAUUACAGCACUUCCUGUUAGCGAUUUAACAUAGAUUACGAAACGUAGACACCAUAUAGGCUAGACUAUGACAAACAGUCAUUAAAUAUGCCUAUUUUGAACUUGCAUCACCUCGGGCGAAAGCGUCAAAGCACAAACCUGCGAGCCUAGUGUAAAACCUUGAGCGCGGCAAAGAGACAUAAUGAAAUAUUAGCGCAGAUUUAGAAAAUUAUUUAGCCUGAUGCUAAGCUAAUGCAGGUUGCCAAGCCCUUUUUUUUAAUAAGUUAUGGAUGUUGUACCUUAGUCCUAGAGUGUAUAAAUAUGAUAUAAUUUUCACAUUUUCAAACUGUCUGGCAGAGACAACUAUUUUUAGUCACCCUUUGCCAAACUUUCAGCCUCUGGCUUUGCCUAGGGGUGCAUACAUCUUUGGUGCUGAACUGAGGCAUAUUGCAAUACAUAGCAGUACAUGAUAAUGUAAGAUAUUGAUACCCUUCAAUCCAAACCCAGCAUAUCAUCCAAAGUAUCAUCAGCCUUAAAUAGCCUGGUUUUGUGUUUUUUAUACCUUCCGUCCUUUGACAAUGGGCGAUUUCAAUUUGUGAUCCCCAGCCUCAGCCCUUUUGGAAUUAAAUUGAAGCAGACAACAAGAAUAUUUGCACUGAUAUGAAGAAAUCAAAAAGGGAAGAGCCUGUUGGUUAGAACAUAUAAUAGUAGUGAUUACUAGGAAUUAAAACAAUGAUUAAAAACCUGCUAUAUGCUUGAGGUAGUUUUAGAUGAGGCUAUGUUAGCUUUAUUUUUCAUUAGAGUUGAUGGUGAAAUUUGACUGAAUUGAGAAUGAGCACUACGGAAUUAGACUUUAUUAUUAGUCUAUGCCAUGUUAUUGUCCUUCUGUAAACUAUGGGCUUAUGAAGAGAGAAACUUUAUGUAAAUUCAUGAUGCAUUCAUUUGGUACUGUAUUGGUGAGGACACAAGUUUGUCUACACACUACACUAUUUCCUGGGAAAACAGGGAUUCCCUAUGUCUGUCUUAAUAGAUUUUCUCCCCAACCAGUAUGUAGUACAAGGGUGACCAACCAUAUACAUACAUGUGGCCAACCUUCUUGCUUGCAGGCUUUUGUCCCAGCCCUAUUCUUACAUACCUGAUUCUAUUCUACUAAUCAGCUACUCGUGAUUAGGUAAAUCAGUUGUGUUAGAGCAGAGCUGGAAUGAAAUCCUGCAGUGCAUACCUUGUAGCUGUGAGGAGGGUUGGCCACCCCUGAUCUAGUAUAUUCUAUUGGUCUGUUAAUUGUGUAAUUACGAGCAGAGCUGGAAUGAAAUCCUGCAGUGCAUACCUUGUAGCUGUGAGGAGGGUUGGCCACCCCUGAUCUAGUAUAUUCUAUUGGUCUGUUAAUUGUGUAAUUACAUGUGCAUAGUUAUAGUAACUCAACUUAUCCUCGUUGAUGACAUUGGAGUAUGAGCUAGCAAUGAUCUCAGAGUUGUAUUAGUCAAUUGACAGAUCAAGUUAAUAUCAGUAAGAGGUGGGUUUUACUUUGAAUGAAAACUACUGAUAAACUGGAGGCCCAGGGGACACAAACAGGUAACCCCUUCCCUAAGUAAGUGCAGGUCCUUUAGUGUGCAGUUAAAUGAGUGUUGCAGUAAGUGAAUGAGUGCGUGGGAGAACUUUUUCACUGUGGAGCCACGGUGCUCAAAAGAAACGGGUUAGAGAAUCAAAGAUAAGGAUCGGGAUCCGGGUAUCGGAGCCUUGACCAUAACUGGCGGUCAAACCACAUCAUGACCGACCACGGUCAAGCUCUGUAGAUGCUCUGUUGAUGGUGGUAACUCUCUGUAAACCAGCCCGGCUAGCUAUGUAGUGGUUAAGUAGCUUCAUAGCUUUGCUUUGCGGUUUGUUUGAGUCAUGCAAAUAAGAAGAUUGCAAAUUAGUCAUUUUGCUAUUGUUGUUUUAUCAAAUCUAUAAAAACAUGAUUUAUCAUAUGUGCUUUUGUUGAUAUAAGUCAUUAAAGUUUCAUUCAUUGUACAGGUCAUUUGAAGUCCAGUUUUAACAUGAAUGUCUUUGAAUUUCAAAGACACUUACAGUUUUAAAAAAAUCUGUCCAUGCAUGGUUUUAUGUGACAGUAAUUAUAUUAUUCUACGAUUCAAUAAAAAAAACCUGUUACUCUCCUAGAUUAGAAAGCAUACGUCAAACCAUAAAAUGUAUUGACUAAGGGUUUAAAAAUGAGAUGUGUUAAGUUAUCUGUUUUAGUUUAACAUUAUAUUCCCCCAGGUUGUGUUUUGCACUUUAUUUAUACCUGAAGAUUAAAUCAUUUACAAUUUGGUGUGCAUUUGGUGUGCACAUAAAAAACAGAAUCCUGAUUUGAUCAUUAAGAAUUGCACCUUACAUGUUAGUGAUUUUAUACGUGCAACUCUGAAUGCCCUUGUUUGAAUUGUUUUUUUCUAAAUCAUUGUCUCAGAGUUGUAUCAUUUACAUCUAUGCUUCCUUUUAAAAAAACAGAGCUAAACAAAAUGAUGCCAACAACAACUAAUGUGAAUAUAUUUUCCUAUGCUGACUAAUAAAUGUUGUUAAAGGGUAA